UAGCAUAAUAGGAUUUGUUACUGAAGUCCAAAUAAAGUAGAAUAAGGCAAAGUAUCUCUAGUGUCUUGAUGUUCCAUUUGAUAGUACUUCAGACAAGUUUCACAAGGGAGGUGGUUGAGAUUACUAAUCUUUAGUACAUGAACCAAGCAGUAGAUAUUUUAUUUGUCAUAGGAAGUAAUUUUGGCCCAUAAAGAAGGAGUGGAGACUCUUUAGUAGAAGAGAGUAGUUCCUUUUUAGUAGAGAAACAUUUAUGACAAUAAUUUCUUUGAUUUAGUGCCAGAAGCUUUUUGAGAGGAUAUUCAAAGCUGUGUGGGUCUAAAUUUCAUUGUUGAAAACUGAUAGCUGCUAUACUUCUUUUUAAUGACUGACUGAAACUCUUUCUGUUAUAUCUCCUAUUGCUAAAUUCCUAAAGAUUAAAAAAGUGUAUUUAUAAUAGUAUUAUGAGACAAAAGCUUUAGUCUUUGGAUUGGAUAAUACUUCUUUUGUGAUAUUUUCUUUUCCCACCAAAAGUGAGAACUGAAUGCCUUGCCUUCGUACAUCCCAUUUCUAAUGGAGGACAAGAAGUUAUUUUCUUCAAUGGCUGACUUCCAGAAUUUCUGGCUGAAUGUUCUUUGUCAAGUAUAUAUUCCCUUCUCUAGGCCUUUCUAUAUAGAGCCCACAAACAUCGUCAGUGUGAAUGAUGUCAUUCAGAGGGUUAGCGACCAUGCCUCUGCCAUGAACAAGAGGAUCCAUUACUACAGCCGGCUCACUGCUCCUGCAGACAAGGCACUGAUUGCCCCAGAUCAUGUAGUUCCAGCUCCAGAAGAGUGCUUUGUAUAUAGUCCAUUGGGUUCUGCUUAUAAACUGCAAAGUUACACUGAAGGAUAUGGCAAAAACACCAGUUUAGUAACCAUUUUUAUGAUUUGGAAUACCAUGAUGGGAACAUCUAUAUUAAGUAUUCCUUGGGGCAUAAAACAGGCUGGCUUUACUACUGGAAUGUGUGUCAUCAUGCUGAUGGGCAUUUUAACACUUUAUUGCUGCUACAGAGUAGUGAAAUCACGAGCUAUGAUAUCAUCAGUGGAUACCACUACCUGGGAAUAUCCAGAUGUCUGCAGAUACUAUUUUGGCUCCUUUGGACAGUGGUCGAGUCUCCUUUUCUCCUUGGUAUCUCUCACUGGAGCAAUGAUAGUUUAUUGGGUGCUUAUGUCUAAUUUUCUUUUUAAUACUGGAAGGUUUAUUUUUAAUUUUAUUCAUCACAUUAAUGACACGGAUGCUGUACUGAGUACCAAUGAUAGCAACCCUGUGAUUUGUCCAAGUCCUGGGAGUGGUGACCAUCCUGACAAUGGCUCUAUGAUUUUCUAUGCCAAUGACACGGGACUCCAGCAGUUUGAAAAGUGGUGGAAUAAGUCCAAGACAGUGCCCUUUUACCUCAUAGGGCUCCUCCUGCCACUGCUCAAUUUCAAAUCUCCUUCAUUUUUUUCAAAAUUUAAUAUCCUAGGCACAGUGUCCGUUCUCUAUUUGAUUUUCCUUGUCACCUUUAAGGCCAUACACUUGGGAUUUCAUUUGGAAUUUCACUGGCUUGUGCAAACAGAGUAUUUUGUACCAGAGAUAAGAUUUCAGUUUCCACAGCUGACUGGAGUGCUUACCCUUGCUUUCUUUAUUCAUAAUUGUAUUAUUACACUCUUGAAGAACAACAAGAACCAAGAAAACAACGUGAGGGACUUGUCCAUUGCUUAUAUGCUGGUGACAUUAACUUACCUCUAUAUUGGAAUCCUGGUUUUUGCUUCAUUUCCUUCACCACCAUUAACCAAGGAUUGCAUAGAGCAGAAUUUUUUAGACAACUUCCCUAGCAGUGACAUCCUGUCCUUCAUUGCAAGGAUAUUCCUGCUGUUCCAGAUGAUGACUGUAUACCCACUCCUAGGCUAUUUGGCUCGUGUUCAACUAUUGGGCCAUGUCUUCGGUGACAUUUAUCCUAGCAUUUUCCACGUGCUGAUUCUUAAUCUAAUUAUUGUGGGAGCUGGAGUGAUCAUGGCCUGUUUCUACCCAAACAUAGGAGGAAUCAUAAGGUAUUCAGGAGCAGCAUGCGGCCUGGCCUUUGUAUUCAUAUAUCCAUCUCUUAUCUAUAUAAUUUCCCUCCGCCAAGAAGACCGUCUGACAUGGCCAAAGUUAAUCUUUCACAUUUUUAUCAUCAUUUUGGGCUUGGCUAACCUGAUUGUUCAAUUUUUUAUGUGAAAUACUCAAUGUCUUCUCAGAAUCUUUCAUGGCAUUUUGAACUUUGACAACAGUUCCACAUAAAUUGACUUAUAAAUGCUGUUGUUGCUAUAAUUCUAAAUGUUUUCCUAAGAUAAUUUGAAAAAAAGGGGUGGGGGGAAUAGUGGUCCAUGAAUAAGUAAUUUUGAUUAGAGUGGAGAAAGGGGCAAGAAGAAUGAUCUUUGUCUCACUUCAUAUGCACCACCCCUUCAUUCUCAUUGUCUUUUCUGAGUAGAAGUAUAUGCCCUUAGGAAAAAUCAUGUUGGUUUUUUAUUUUUACAGAUAUAAGGUGGGUGGGUUUAUUUUGACUACAGUGAAGAUUCUCAGGGUAUCACAGCAACUAUUGCCAGAUGCUAUUUCUGUUUUAUGUUUCAGUGUAUUCACUUUCAUUUUAUUACUUGCUAGGCCAUUUCUGCAGUUUACCCAAACAUGUACUGUUUGGGACAGUAAACCAAAUACCUCAUUUGUAAAAAGAAAUCUCCAUGGCAUCAGUGUUAAAUGAGUGAACUCUUAACUGCAUCCUUAAUCUCUAUUUAAAAGAGAGAAAGAAAGAAUGUCAGUACAGGCUCUUUGGUCAUGAACCUUACACAAAAUAUUAAUGAACUGGGAGAGCUUUUUGAGUCUGACUUCUUUUUUCUCAUCUAGUAUUAGUAACUUAGGUCAAAAUUCUAGCUCCCCCAGCCAGAUUUUGCAUAGGAACCAGUAUGAUUAUCCCCAUAGACCCAAGAGGGCUCUUUUGCUUUUUGAAUCCCUGAGCAUUGCAUAGGAUAUCAUGACAGGACCAAUGGGGAAGCAUGUAGGAAUCAUGGCAGAGAAUGUUGGGUACGUGAGUCCCUAUAGGGAAGAAAGGAAAUGGAGAAGGGGCCAGAAGAGUGAGGCCUCCUUCGUAGCAUAUUGUGAGGUGUUGGAAGUGUCUCUUUACCACAGGAAGGGACUAAUUGAGGUAAGACUUCCAAGAAGGGGACCACCCCCCCAUUGCCUUACUUCUUAACUGGCAUGGUUAGAGGUUAAAUCCCCAUAAGAAAAUCUCCUUGGAUCUGAGAAAAGGAUUAGGGAAUCUGAAUUCUUGAAAUUAACUCUCUCUUCUUUUUCACUGAAACUAAAGUCUAAACCAGAAUUCAAAUCCAUAUCUUCCAUGUAAUACAGCCUUCAUGUUCAGCUUGAAAAGUUAGAUUUCUCUGACUUUAGGCUAACGUUAAAAAGUGUAUUUUGUUAGUACACAUCCCACAUCACAGGAUAAUGUGUAGAUUUAUGUUACUUACUUCUUUUGAGAAAGACAGACAAAAUGGUUUUUGAAAGACAGGUGAAAUGGUCUUUUUUAAGCCUAGUAAAGAACCCAAGAUUUGAGACCAGCCAUAAUUUCUUUCAGGAAAGCUUUCUGUCCAUUCCAUAGAUAGGUAUAUGGAAAAAUUGUGGUAUUUCUUAAAAUAGGUAUUUUUUAAAAAGUUCUCUUUGUAAAAGUCUCAUGAAAAUUUGAAGGCAUACACAAAAGUAGAGAAAAUAAUAGGAUAACCCUCUCACAUCCCCAUCCCCUAUACUUAGUAAUUAUAAAACUUAUGCUGUAUUUGCUUCAUCUAUCUUUUUUUCCUUUUCCACUGUAAUAUUUUGAAGCCAAUCUCAGACAUUAUGUUACUUCAUCUUCACGGUAAUUGGAGCCAUUCUCAAAAGUUUUUGUUAGCAGAAACUGCUGGUAGAAGUCAGGUUGAUUAGAAGAUUCUACAUUAAGUAUCUGUAUCCCAAUGUUAACCUCUUAGAAUAGAGUAUACGUAUGGAGGAAAUGUCUCUGUGCUUGGGAUCUCCUGCAUCUUUGUGACCUCAGUCUCGUUCAGUUAGAGACAUAGGAAUCAAAAGCUACAUAGCUCCUUGAGACCCACGUUUAAUCCCUGUUUAUCCCUAGUCACCUCCCUUAUCUUUGAAAACUUCAGAGACAAUUUUCAUUGCCUCUUUUCAGUAAUGUACUUGAAUGUUUUAACACAUGGAAAAAUGACUUGGUAUAUUUUUGUCCAUGUAAUGAUCAAAGUGAAUAUGACAAUGCAUUACUUACUAAAUUAAAAAGCAAUGUGGAUA
This is a messenger RNA of Leptonychotes weddellii (Weddell seal), 4296 nucleotides long. The record is from RefSeq and is a predicted model, not a curated record. Lineage: Eukaryota; Metazoa; Chordata; Mammalia; Carnivora; Phocidae.